AGAACUCGGUGGGGUGACCAGAAAGUACCUAAGACAAAAGCUACCAGGAAAGACAGAGCCUUGUUUUCACGGUGGCUCUGGGCCCAGGCAACUUCCUUCUCCCAGGGACUUCGGAGCUGGUGCUCUGCCUGCCAGUAAGAGGGAAGCUGGCGUCCCCAGGAGAGCCUGGAGCAGGCACUGCAAAGGGCGCUAAGCUUGGGGAAGACCCACACACACUCUUGUUGAGGUGUCUGCAGUAACACUCGGGAGCCAAAAUGAUGGGUGGCUGCCCAAGAACCCACUGAGGCACAGAUUCUUCAUGAAGCCUCUUACUGAGAGCCAGGCGUGCAUCUGUGGAACCCACAUUCCCCGGGCAACUGAAAAUGGAGAGAUGAGCACCCUGAGGAUAUGGACGCAGAGCGAGAAGCCCUGCAGUGCACUGCCUACCCCGAGGUGCAGAGCUUCUGCCGGAAACAUGGCUUGACAUUUGAGGCGGUUGAUCUGAGGUGGGGCAUCCCAGACACGCAGGCUGCUAACUGCUUGACCACAGAACUUUGCUUAGAAGAACUUGACCGCUGCCAGAGAACGUCCGUAGGACCAGCUUUUGUGGCUCUCCUGGGCGACCAGUAUGGCCCCUGUCUGGUUCCCCAACGGAUCGAGGAGAAAGAGUGGGAGGCACUAAGGGCCCAGCUGACCUCCAGGCCUCGAGAUCUGAAGCUGGUGGCCAGGCAUUUCCGGAGAGACGACAACACCAUCCCUCCCACCUACGUGCUGCAGUCUGCAGAUUCCGCAGAGGACCCAGGGCCUGAGGAGGCCACCUUGACCUCUGUCCUGCAAGGCGGAGCCCAGGAGGCCCGGAGGCUGGGUCUCCUCAGCCAGGAACAAUGGAAGCGCUAUCAUCGAUCAGUCAUUGAGUGGGAGAUUGAGCAAGGCCUCCUGAGCUCAGCACGAGGGGACCAGGGAGCCACUGUCUUCCUGAGAGAUGUGCAGGACCUUAGUAAACACAUCUUGGACGAUUGCUCUCUGAAGAUGGUUGAUCGGCUGGCAGACGGCUGCCUGGACACGGACGCCCAGAGUCUUCUCAGCGGCCUCAAGGGACGCAUCCUAGAUGCUCAGCCUGGAGCCCUAAAGUCCCACCGCCUGCCCUGGAGCCGAGACCUGGUCAAUCCCAAGAAUAAGGCCCACGCUCGCUACCUGAAGGAGCUGAGCGAGCAGUUCGUGGCCAGGACCAACCAUCAAGUCCUGGAGCAACUGCGAGAGCUAGAGUCAGGCAGACAGGAGCUGGGCUGGCUCUACCAGGAGAUCCGCCAGCACCUCUGGCGGGGUGCAGAGUCCGCCAGAAUCUUCUGCGGCCGGCAAGAGCUCCUGGCUCAGCUGAGGCAGCGGCUCAGACAAGAUGACAUCUGGCCCCAUACUCCGCUGGUUCUCUUUGGACCUCCUGGCAUCGGGAAGACCUCCCUCAUGUGCAAGCUAGCCGAGCAGGUACCAGGGCUUCUUGGCCACAAGACGGUGACUGUCCUGAGGCUGUUAGGUACAUCAACCAUGAGCCUGGAUGCCCGAAGCCUCCUCAAGAGCCUGUCCUUCCAGGUGUGCUUGGCCUACGGGCUGCCACUGCCCCCAACCCAGGUCCUGGAGGUCCAUGGCAGGCUGGGCCACUUCUUUCACACCCUCCUCCACACGGUGUCCCGUAGGAACUUUGAGUCCCUGGUUCUGCUCCUGGACUCGGUGGAUGAUCUGGAUUCCACAUGCCAUUCUCAGAGGAUUUCCUGGCUGCCCCUCAAGUGUCCCCCAAGGGUACACGUCAUCCUCUCUGCAUGCUCAGACCAGCAGGUGUUACAUACCCUGCGACAGACCCUCAAGGACCCCAGUGCCUACUGGGAGGUGAAGGCCCUGUCUGGAUGCCAAGGACAGGAGUUCAUCCAGCUGCUACUGCAUGCAGAAAGGAGGACGCUGAGCCCGGGUCAGAGGGACAUCCUCUGGGCCAGCCUCCCAGAGUGCGGCCACCCAGGGCGGCUACGGCUGGCCUUUGAGGAGGCUCGGAAAUGGGCUUCCUUCACUGUACCAGUGCCCUUGGCCACCACAGCUGAGGAAGCCACACACCAGCUCUGCAUCCGCCUGGAGGAGACACACGGGCAGCUGCUGGUGGCUCAUGUACUGGGCUACAUUGUGUCUUCCAGGUACGGUCUGUCAGAGGCAGAGCUGAAGGACGUGCUGUCUUUGGAUGAUGAGGUCCUGCAGGCCGUGUACCAGGACUGGACACCACCCAGCAAGGAGCUCCUACGCUUUCCGCCGCUGCUGUGGGUGCGGCUCCGCCGGGACCUGGGACACUGCUUGACCAGGAGGCCCGUGGAUGGUUGCACGCUGUUGGCCAUCGCACACAGACAGCUGUCCAAGGUGAUCCAGGUUCGAUACCUGUCUGGGCCUGAGAGAUCCAAGAGACACGGCGUGCUAGCUGAAUUCUUCUCUGGAGCCUGGAGCCAAGGCACCAAGAAACUCGUCACCCUGCCCCUCGUGGGGAAGCCCAUUAACCUGGACCGCAAGGUGGCCCCACAGCCGCUGUGGUUCUCAGGCACAGUGGCCAACCAGAGGAAGCUGACAGAACUGCCCUUCCAUCUGCUGCAUGCGGGUCGCAUGGAGGAGCUGAAGCAGGAGGUGCUGGGGAACAUGAGCUGGAUCUCCUGUAGGGGCAUCUCUGGGGGCAUUGAGGACCUGCUGGAUGACUUUGACAUGUGUGCCCCUCACAUGAACUCUCCUGAGGUUGAUCUGGUCAGAGAAGCCCUCCAGCUGUGCCGCCCUGCUGUGGAGCUCCGCGGCAUGGAGAAUAGUGUCCUAUACACUGAGCUCCUGGCCAGGCUCCUUUUCUUUGCUACGUCGUAUCCAGCAAUGAUCGGGCAGCUGUGCCAACAAGCACAGAGCUGGUUCCGUGCCUGCCCACACCCAAUGCUGGUGCCCUUGGCAGGAUUUCUACAGCCACCUGGGGGAAGAUUUCGAGCCACUCUCACUGGAUGUCACAAAGGGGUCACUGCCAUAGCAUGGAGCCUGGAAGAGAAGCUGCUGGUGGUGGGCACCCAAGAUGGCUCCAUGGUAGUGUGGGAUGUGGAGGAACAGCAGGUGGUCCACGUUCUAACAGGACACACAGCUGAGGUGAGGUGCAUUCGAGUGUUUGCCCUAGGGACUCUCGCCAUCUCUGCAUCAAAGGACCACACCCUGCGCCUGUGGAGCCUGCUCUCUGGUCAGGAGAAACUCACCAUUUUGGACAGAGGCUCACCAACUUCCAUAGAGCCUCAGAGCUGGGAGCUCCAUGUGGAUGAGAUGAACAAAGUCGUAUACUUGACAUCUAGUGCAAAGAUCAGCGUGUGGAAUCUGGAAACCGCAAAGCUGGUUUUCUGUAUCCCAGGAUAUGCGUCUGACCCCUGGGCCUGCGUGGCGGUGCUGGCCACUCGGGGUGUGCUGCUCUCUGUGUCCAAGGGCGGUCAAGUCAGUCUGUGGGACUCAGCCACGGGAAAGCUGCAGGAGAAACACCAGCUUUCCAGCAUCAAAGAGGAGACACCCACCUGUGCCGUCUCUAUCCAGACACGGGCAAAGCUGGUCACUGGCUUCAGCAGUGGCUCCAUCGUCCUGGUUUCCUCAGGAGAAGACAGGUUGCUGGAGAAGCUUCCAGAAGCUGUGGGAUUCCUGGUGGUGUCUGAAGAUGAUUCCGUUCUUGCAGCAGGCUUCGGAAGAUGUGUGCGGAUUUUCUUAGCCGACUCUCAGGGCUUCCACCGGUUCAUGGCCACGGAUCUGGAACAUGAGGACAUGGUAGAGACAGCAGCUGUGGGUCCUGAGAACAACAUGAUCAUCACAGGCUCCCGGGAUGCACUCAUCCAGGUGUGGAGUCUGUCAGAACAGGGGACCCUGCUGGACGUCCUGGAGGGCGUGGGAGCCCCUGCAAGCCUGCUGGUCCGGGGCGGGAUUCUGGUAGCGUCUGCUUCCUCAAAGUCUUCGUCUGUGAAAAUCUGGGAUCUCGGGUCCACUCAGAAGCCAAGGCCUCCUGCUCCGUUUCUGGACCGCACGGGCCUAGCUGCGGUGUCCCAUCACGGCAGCUACGUCUACUUCCCCAAGGUCGGGGACAAAAACAAAGUCACGAUUUGGGAUUUGGCAGAAGGUGAGGAACAGGAUUCCCUGGACACGUCCAAUGAGGUCCGGUGUCUGGAGGUGGCCGAGCAGGCCAAGCUCCUCUUCACAGGCCUGGUUUCGGGGAUUGUGCUUGUGUUCCCCCUGAAUUCCAGGCAAGAUGUGCUGUGUAUCCCCCCACCCGAGGCCCGCAAGGCUGUCAACUGCAUGUCCCUGAGCAAGAGUGAGGACCGGCUGGCCAUCGCCUAUGACAACAUCGUCCUGGUGCUGGACAUCAGCCCCGGGGACCCAUGUCCCACCAUCGAGGGCCCCACCUACACCUUUUACACCCAGCUGCCGGAGACCAUAGCAAGUGUGGCCGCGCUGGCCGACUACCGUGUUCUCUACGGCAUGACUGAUGGCGGCCUCUUCCUGUACAACUGUGCAAGCUCCAAAGUCUUCCCGCUGGAGGCCCACGGGAGCAGGGUGAGCUGCGUGGCGGUCAGCCACGGGGAGCAGCUGGCCGUGAGCGGGGCGGAGGAUGCGCUGCUCUGCCUCUGGGACCUGCAAGCUUGCAGGGGGAUGUUCGAGAUGAGCUAUGAGAGCUCCUACUGCAGAGGGGUGCAGUGUGCCUGCUUCUCGAAGGACGACAAGUACGUGUUUGCAGGCAUGAAGGACCGCUCCAUCAUUGCCUGGAGUGUGCUGGACGGCACCCUGCUGGCUGUCCAGUUUGUCCACGCUGUCAUCAGCCGAAUCAUCCCCACCUCCAGUGGCUUCAUGGCCCCCACAAGCCAUGGCUAUCUCAUCAGAGAACAUUUCCAGUGCCCAUCAGCCAGAGCCUCCCAGCAAGAGCCUCUCAAGAACUUCAAGAGGGCAGUGUGGUUAGUCAAGAGGCAAAGGAAAGAGCAGCUGACUGCCGCAGAGGCCUCUCAGGACACAGGGUCAGUGGCCGCAGAAGGAAAGGAAUUGAAGUCAAAUAAGCGCUCCCAGGUCUGCCUGAUACUGUGAAGGCCUUGGGAGGCUAGGCCUCGGCUCAUCUGAUAGAACAAACUGUCCAGCUCUCCUGGUGCCAUGCAGACCCCAGGUCUCCCUCAAGCAUCUUCCAUUUUCCUGCCUCUUUUUCUGUUGGGUUUUCAAACCUGCUCCCCUCAGGUUAGCAGCCCUCAUCUCCCACACUGCUCCAAGAACCUGGAUCAAAGCCUUGGUUCUGCCUCUGUUGGUUCCAGUAGGCACAACUCUUAUUGUUGAGCCAAUCACUGGCUCUGGGAGGAUCUGCAAUCACUGUGGGAACCACAGGUGACCCACUGGAGGGCAACCCUGUGUGGCAGAGUGACAGACUGCAGGGAUGUGGUGGGCACUGUCCUGUCUUGGAAGGCAGUGGGCAUCCAGCUGUGGUCCAGAAUCCACAUGGCAAAGCCAGCCUGUGUCUCAGCCUUUCCCUUCCCUGUGUGAAGCCAGAGGUCUGGGCUGUCAUUCCAUAUACACGCUUGCCCAUUUGAACUUGUGACUGGCACACGUGAUCACAGUUAGCCAGUGUGUAGCUCCUGCCCUGACAGUGACGUAAAAUGGAUUGUACAAAAUCUACUCCAGCUGCUUGAUGACUUAGCCUUUAAUCCCAGCACCAGGAGGCGGAGGCCAGCCUGGUCUACAGAGUAAGUUCCAAGACAGACAGGAGAGAGAGAUUCUGUAGAAAAGGGGGCAGGGAGGAAAAGAAAAUAGAAAAAGAAAGAAAUCUACUUGAGGCUCGGGGCUUAAAGCACCUGCAGUCCCCCUGUGAGCGCUAGAGUUUGAACCUCAGAACCCAGGACCAUGCCAGGUGGACACUGUCACCGGCCUGCAGGACUCGCCCCAGAAUGUGGAGACAGGCUGUUCUCAUUUCACAGGCUGCUGUGACAAAAAACGCUCUGACCAAAGUGACCUAUGGAGGCAAGGGGUCCUUUGGCUUCCACUCUCAGGCCACCAGGGCUGUUGGCUAUUGCACACAGCAUGACCUCCGACCAAGAGACUCACUCGGCAGUGUCCCAGGCACUGUUCUCUUGCUGUGAGAGGCAACUCAUUUACAAAGGAGCAUUUAAUUGGAGUAGUUUACAGUCCAGAGGCUUAGUCCGUUAUCAUCAAUGGCAGGGAGCGUGGCAGCAGGCAUGGCAGGCAUAGUGUUGGUGAAGUAGCUGAGAGAUAUAUCAUGAUCUGCAGACAUGCAGAGAGAGAGAGAAAGAGAGAGAGAGAGAGAGAGAGAGAGAGAGACAGACAGACAGACAGACAGACAGACAGACUGGGCUUAGCAUGGACUUUUGAAAACUUCAAAGCCUACCCCAUGAUAUACAUCCUCCAACAAGGCCACACCUAACCCUUAUAAUCCUUUCAAACCGUUCUACUCCCUGGUGGCCAAACAUUUGAAUAUAUGUGCCUUCUGGAGCCAUUCUCAUUUAAACCACCACAAGCAGGAAGCAUGGGCUGGGCUGCUUUUCUGGCUUUCUCCGGAUUGUUAUCCGCUCAUACAGCCCCAGAACCACCAGCCCAGGGAAUGGCGCCUUCCACAACGGGUUCCCUCCUGCACCGGUUCACAGUCAAGACAACCCCCCACGGUCACACCCAUACCAGCCUGAUGGAGCGGUCCUCGCUUGUCAUGUGACUCUAGAUUGUGUGAAGUUGACAGUUAAAGCUAACUAGGUCACAGAGGAUCAUGAGCGUUCUGGCUAGCUGAGCGAGACACACCUGCAAGCCCUCGGUUUGAUAAAGAGAUCCUGCCUCAAGGAAUAAGGUGGAAGAAGAAUCAAGGAUGAUUCCUGACUCGACCUCAGGCCUCCACAAAUAAACAUGCACACACAUGUGUAUACACACACAUACACAGUCUUAUGAUGCCCAAACUGGCCUCAAACUCCAUGUGUGCUGUUGAACUCUCGAUCCUGCAGGACCACAGUCAUAGCCAUGCCCAGCUCCCUGACACAUCAGAACACGCUAACAUCUCCCUGCUUUGCUCCAGACCGCCUGCCUCGAAGUGGCUCUCCCUAUGCCCACAGCCAUCUACUGAGCCGGGCUUGUGCCUGGGCCCUUGCUGCAGUCAUGUCUUAAGGAGAGCUUUCCUCACUGCAUAGGACUCUAGACAGACAGAGCAAGUUUCUUGGUGCUGGAGAUGGAACCAGGGCUUGCUAGGCAAGUGCUAGACCGAGAGCCACGCUUCUGGCCUGUCCCUGAUGCUGAGCUCCAGCUUCAAAAUGAGGCCAUUGAAGAUAACUCCUUCAGUUAUUUCCCAAACGAGGGUUCCAAAAUGCACGCUAUGGCAGCUCUGAAAAUGUUAGUGACAAAAUUUAAAUAAAUAAAUGAAUAAAUAAAUAAAUAAAUAAAUAAAUAAAUAAAUAAAUAAAUAGGGCUGGAGAGAUGGCUCAGAGGUUAAGAGCACUAGCUGCUCUUCUAGAGGUCCUGUGUUCACUUCCCAGCAACCACAUAAUGGCUGACAACCAACUAUAAUGAGAUCUGGUGACCUCUCCUGGUCUGCAAGUACACAUGCAGGCAGAACACUGUAUAUAUAAUAAAUACAUCUUUAAAUAAAUAAAUAAACAGCGGACUGGAGAGAUGGCUCAGCAGUUAAGCUUCAUGCUGCUCCAGCAGAGGACCCAAGUUUGAUUCUUAACACCCACACCAGGUAGCUCACAACCAGCCUCAGGGGAAUUCAGUAACCUUAGUCUUUUGCAGAUACCUGCACGCAUACAAACACACACACUUACAAAUAAGCUAGCUGGGCUGCAGGGACAAACAAGUGGGCCCUUUAAAAAACUUAUCAAUCUUUAAAAAACUUAUGGGCCGCCAGGCAAUGGUGACAUUCUCCUUUAUUCCCAGCACUUGGGAUGCAGAGGCAGGUGGAUCUGUGAGUUCAAGGCCAGCCUGGUCUACAUGGAGAGUUCCAGGACAGGCUCCAAAGCUACACAGAGAAAACUUGUCUCAAAAAAUAAUAAUAAUAAUAAUAAUAGGGGCUGGAGAGAUGGCUCAGUGGUUAAGAUCACUGACUGCUCUUCCAGAGGACCUGGGUUCAAUUCCCAGCAUCUACAUGGCAGCUAACAAAUGUCUGUAAUUCCAAGAUCUCACACCCUCACACAUACAUGCAGAUAAAACACCAGUGCAAAUAAAAGGAAAAUUAUAAUAAUAAUAAUAAUAGAAAAACCUUAUGGGUCAAUGAGCUGACUUGGUGAAUAACAGCACUUAGUACUCAACCCUGAGUUCAAUCUCUAGGACCCACAGGGUGGAAGAAGAGACCCGACUUCACAAGAGUUGCUUGCUGAACCCACACUUCACCAUAGUAAUCACACCCUGUUGCAGGGUGAGGGCCCACCUGUUUGUCCCUGCAGCCUAGCUAGCUUACACCCGAAAUAACCACACAGAAACUGUGUUCAUUAAAUCACUGCUUGGCCUAUUAGCUCUAACAUCUUAUUGGCUAUCUCUUACACCUUGAUUUAGCCCAUUUCUACUAAUCUAUGUAUUGCCACGUGGCAGUAGCUUACCAGGAAAGAUUCGGCAUGUCUGAUUCUGUUGGCUCCAUGGUGUCUCUCCUUUACUUCGCUUUCUUCCUCCCAGCAUUCAGUCUGUCUUCCCGCCUACCGAAGUUCUGCCCUAUCAACUAGGCCAAGGCAGUUUCUUUAUUCAUUAACCAAUGAAAGCAGCACACAAAAAGAAGGACCUCCUACACAUACACACAAGAAGAAGAAGAGGAGGAGAAAAAGGAGGAGGAGGAAGAAAUUUGGUAUAUUUUAAGCUAUAGCUUGAAAAUAUGUACUCAGGUGCAUUGAGCAAUAACUUUAGAUUUUUAAAAUAAUAUUUUAUUUUUAUUAACCUGUAUUAACUGUACAUAUUAGUAGGGGCCCAUGAGAUAGUUCAUCUUGACUGCAGCACACACUCAUCAAACAGCCUCUUUAUCCACCUUCAGCUCCGUCCCACGCUGGUCCUCACAAUUCCACGUCCUUCUAAUUCCUGUGUAUGAGCGAGGGAAUGCGGCACUGCCAUCCUGCAUCUGAUUUCAUGGAACACAAUGGCCUUCUCUCUGGCUGCAUGUUAUUCCAUUAUUGACUGUACCACAUAUUCUUUUCCAACACUGAAGUGUGACUGUUGGCCAUUGCUAGUUAGGAAGUCUCUCACCGUCUCCCCUUAACUGAAGGACUUAGCUUGAGCAGAGAGCCCUUGAAGGGGAAAAUGUUACCAUUUUGCCUCUCCCUGGCUCCCUCCCCACGCCUCUCGUCCUGACAGGGAAAGUUGAUGUACAGCUUCUGGCCUAAAAUUCCAGUAUCUGGGGCUUGGUCACAGAGGUGUUUAAUCCCAGCUGUUGGGAGGCAGAGCAGGAUCAGAGGAUCUGUGUGAGUUUGAGGCCAGCCUGGUCUACAUAGCAAGACAUUGUCUCAAAAACGAAACAAAAAUAAAAUUCCUGUGUUCAUUGCAACAGUCUGAGGGAGAUUCAGUUACUGAGCAAUGUGCUCCAGGCUGGUGGAUGGUAGGUACACAGGGUGGAAGCUGUAAGAGGCUCCUACUGCUGUGUGUCAGAGUAUGACCCCCCAGCCCACGGAGGGUGUGAAUGGAGCGUGACCCCCGGCUCUCAUGGGGUGUGUGUGUGGAUGGAGCAUGACCCCCGGCUCCCACGGGGGUGUGGAUGGAGAGUAGCCCCCGGCUCCCACAAGGGGUGUGGAUGGAGCGUAGCCCCCCACCCUCAGGGGGUAUGGAUGGAACAUGACCCCUGACCCUCACGGGGGGGGGUGUGUGGAUGGAGCGUGGCCCCCGGCUCCCACGGCACUGUGGAUGGAAACAUCUCACACAGACAACUUUGCUCCCUAAGCCCUACUGCAGGCUGCGGGCUGUUCCCGUUAUUUCCUUGCUGUGAGCAAACACUGGACACAGCAAUUUAAGUGGGGUGGGUUUCUUUGGGGUCAGGGUUUAUGGUUCCUGUCCAUCAUGGCGGAAGGAGGAGGUUUUGGCCUUGGCUCACAGCCAGGCAGAAACUUGGCGUUGUUGUUUGAAGUUCAUUCUAGAACUCUGGUUGGUAGCAUGGCUCCACCCCUGUUCAGGGUGGAUCGUCCUUCCUCAGCGAAAGCUCUCUGGAAAUGCCCUCACAGACUCUCAGUCACACUGGGAGUGAAGCUGACCCAUGUCCAGUCCACCCCUUACCAACUCGGCACAUGUGCCACCUGCAUCACAUCAGCCUGCCCAGUCCUUAGGGCCUCUUGGCCAUCUCAUAAUGCAAGGUUGUUGGGGGGAGCCUGCUUGUUUCAUUCCUGGUUGCUUAGCCCCGAAAUAAUCACACAUAAAUUAUAUUAUUUAAAUCACUGCUUGGCCCAUUAGCUCUAACUUCUUAUUGGCUAACUCUUACAUCUUAAUUUAACCCAUAUCCAUUACUCUGUGUAUU
This is a messenger RNA of Alexandromys fortis (reed vole), 10453 nucleotides long. RefSeq names its product NACHT and WD repeat domain containing 1 (gene Nwd1). The transcript has 19 exons. The coding region runs from base 388 to 5079 and encodes 1563 amino acids. Gene Ontology annotation, molecular function: protein binding. The record is from RefSeq and is a predicted model, not a curated record. Lineage: Eukaryota; Metazoa; Chordata; Mammalia; Rodentia; Cricetidae.